UACUCAAUAUAAACUUCAGACCUGCCAAAAUCACAAUUCUGUAUUCUAUACCCCUUACCCUGCUGAUAUAAGGCGUCACAUUAUACAAUGCCGUGGUCCACCUUUUAAACACCUCACACCAUCCAACACCAUACAACACCAUCCCCACCAGGUCACUCGCUAAUCCAGGCUUGGACCCAUCAGACUCGUGAACGCGGCUUCCCCUCCGGGUCUGCCUUAUUCUAUUUCGUAUACCCACGACAGUUGCCGGUCUUCAUACGGCCCUGGUGAUUUCACCUAUAAAUCAGUUCCCAUGCCCUAACUGCCUAUCAUGCUUCGUCACCCCACCCCGUUAUUCCCCAAUAUGGCGUUUUCGAUUUUCCGCACAGCUCAAAGAACUCAUUCGUUUCGGGUUCCAGCUCGAUCAAUUUUCUGUUCCCCUGCUACGGAUACAGCUGGAUAUGGGUCAGGUCCGCCGCCAUCGCGAUUCGGACCCCGCCAUUUUCUCUCUGUCGAUGACGUCACCUCCCCCGAGUUUGAGCAUUUAGUCGACCUGGCCAAGAAAGCAAAACGUGCGAUUAGAGCAGGACAGACGAUCCCUUCGCUCAAGGAUACAUUGGCAGGAAGAACCGUGGCGAUGAUGUUCUCCAAGCGCUCAACUAGGACCAGAGUGUCUACCGAGGCUGCCGUUGCUCACCUGGGAGGUCACCCGAUGUUCCUCGGAAUGGAUGAUAUUCAACUGGGGGUUUAUCUUCCUAUCGCAUUCCGAGUUUUACGUGAUGGCUAAUAGUGCCUAGGUUAACGAGUCACUUCUCGAUACUUCCAAGGUUAUCUCGUCCAUGGUAUCCUGUGUAGUUGCCCGUGUGGCGUGUCAUUCCGAUAUUGUACAGUUAUCAAAGACAUCGGCUGUCCCUGUUAUUAAUGCCCUCUCCGAUACCUUCCACCCACUCCAAGCAGUCACCGAUAUUUUCACAAUUACAGAGUGCUUCCCGGAUCCGAAAGGCAUCAAGAUUGCGUGGGUAGGCGACGCAAAUAACGUUCUUUAUGACCUUGCAAUUGCAUGCGGAAAGUGUGGCAUCAACUUGUCAAUUGCUACGCCAUCCGUUUACCCAGUUCCACCAGAUACCCUCCAGCUCGCGCGUAACGCCGCAUAUUUGUCAGGUUCAUCCAUUGAGACCACUCAUGAGCCGGAAACUGCGGUGAAGGGGGCACAUAUCAUUGCGACAGACACCUGGGUCUCAAUGGGGCAAGAGUCUGAGAAAGCGUUAAGGCUUAAGCAAUUUUCGGGAUUUCAGGUAUCUUCAAAUCUCGCCAAGAGGGGUGGUGCGAAUGGGGACUGGAAGUUCAUGCACUGCUUGCCGAGGAAACCAGAGGAGGUGACCGACGAAGUAUUUUAUUCUCCAAGAAGCUUGGUAUUCACAGAAGCAGAGAACAGGCUCUAUGCAGCAAUCGCCACAUUGGUGGCUUUUGUCGUUAAGAGAGGGAAAUUUGGAGGAUAAAUGGUCCCGUUGUCUCCAGUCCUCCAUUGUUACUCAGCUUGUGUUUUACUGGUCCUGUAGAGAUUGGAGAUAACAAGCAGUAGUGCGGGGCGGAAGAUUCCUGAUUGCAUGUCCGGUCUUGUUAGAAAAAGCCCACCUACCUUGACACCUUGCCUUCCCCUCAUCUAAGGCCCGGUAUGGAGUAAUGAGCUAGAUUGUCCAUCUGUUGGGUGCGUCGCGUGGCGCGGGGGAUUUGGCUCGCGACAAAAUUAGUGUAAAUCAUGCCUACCGCAAAAACUCGCCAAACUCGCUAUGCAGGUAUUGGCGCUAGGGCUUGGAUAGGAGCUUUUUUACCCGGAGAAAUGACGGAAAAUGACAAUAACACCUGAUUAUUAUUAUGUCAUUAAGCUUAUGGAGCCAGAGGCUAUGAAGCUGUAAAAGUACAUGAUUGUAGUGCUUCCCAC
This is a messenger RNA of Tuber aestivum (summer truffle), 1921 nucleotides long. NCBI's taxonomy places the organism in Eukaryota, Fungi, Ascomycota, Pezizomycetes, Pezizales, Tuberaceae. The record is from the annotation of a GenBank genome assembly.